AUGACUGAUCGAGCAACAUCGCCAUCCAAGCAAGAAUCACCACGAGGCGCCAUGGAUCCUCCAGCAACACCAGGUCCGGGUCAAAGCACUAACGACCCGACCUCGAUGCCCACCCCCACACCCGCAACUUCGACACCAGGCCGACGUGACCACACACUCCUUCCAGGUACUCCGCAAGCAUCCAACAGCCCUUUUCCGGCUCGCGCGCCCCGCACUCCCGGAGGCACAUCAUACACACUUUGCACGGUCGACGAGUCACAGUAUAGUAGGGUGACCGUACAUACGGCCAAGUGUACUGAGUGCGACAAGCGCAACAUGGAUACCAUGCGGCGCUGCCCAGGCUGCACAUUCCAAGUUUGCCAACCGUGUUAUGAAAAGCGCUUGCGGGAUAGCAAAGGCCUCCUUCAUGGUAACAUGGCGAGUCCAGGUAUGACUGGAGUCGGUUUCGUCGCUAGCAGCGGAGGCAGAGCGGUGAGGAAGAAGCCAUUUCCGAGCACACCUGGAAGCAAGAGCACAGAGAAGAAGGUCGACAAGGUCGAAGAACAGGAGGAAGAGUCCAGUUCCACGACGGAGGAGCCUGCCCCAGUUGCGCAGAAGUCGUCGGGAAAGAAGCGCGCGAUCAAGAAGAGGGCUCUUGUUGCGGAUAGCGAGGCUGAAGAGUCUUCCGAGGAUAACUUUGAGCCAGAUGACACCUCUCCAACGCCUAGCAAGCGCCGUCGUACUGGCCGCCGUCGAUCUGAACUUACCUUUGCCGAGAGCGCCCUUGCUACUGCUCUCCCGGCACCACCCGCUACACGUGCAACUAGGAAAUCACUCUCAGCUCUUACAUACCGAGCUCCAUCAUCCCCAGGCUCUAACCCUGUCAACGCAGGCACCUCGGUCGGUUAUAGGCCAAGUGAAUUCCUAGGCAGCGACUUCGAGGGCGACAAAGACCUCUUUGACGUUGGCAUCAAACCAUACAAGGACCAGCCGUUGUUGGCUCGCCGCGAGCCUGUCAGGUUGAACCCGGCUGGCAGGAUUCCCGACAUUAUCAAGCGAGGUGGACAGCCCAGAACAGAGAAUCAGACGUACGAGAACAUCCAGGCGCGACUCCGAGCGAAGAUGCAACAGAACCAGGCACACGAAACAGUCCAAGAAGAAACUGUAGCUCGCUUGGCUGAGCAAAGCAAGAAGACUAAACAGGAUGUAGACUCGCAAACUGUUGGAGCGUUCGUGGAGAAGGAGGCAGCUAGGUACCAGAACGUCGAGACCAUGGACGAAGACGAGAACGAGGCCAUCUUCGGCGCCAUGAAGAGUGCCGCACUGGUCUGGAGCAAACACACGUACAAGAAGCUGGAUCCGGAGAUGCAUUGUAUGGUGCAACCAGGCCUGAAGCUACGUCUUGAUCUUAUCAACAAGACGUUUCGGGAGGAGCUAGCGAAGUUGAUGGAUGAGCAUGCUGACCGUGUCUUAUCGGGAUUGGGCAUCAUUGACAAGAAGCCUGUGACGGCUCCACCAGAUCAACUGUUCAAGCCAGCCUAG
This is a messenger RNA of Alternaria atra, 1521 nucleotides long. RefSeq lists its product as uncharacterized. The record is from RefSeq and is a predicted model, not a curated record. The transcript has 2 exons. The coding region runs from base 1 to 1521 and encodes 506 amino acids. Lineage: Eukaryota; Fungi; Ascomycota; Dothideomycetes; Pleosporales; Pleosporaceae.